GGAAGCGAGAGGAAAAUAGAAUAAAAACGCAUCAGCUGACGUCACACUCAGCUCGACAGGAAUUAUCACGGGUGUGAUCGAUAAGAUUGAUCCGGAAGGCGAAACAACAGCGAUCCGGGAAUCCGAAGUCGAGGGCUAGCGCAACGAUUCGAACAGUGACACGUGCGACGGAUCUGGAGGAGUGAGAGACGUUGAAAUAAAAUAAAUAUGUAUUUAUAAGACUAGAUUUUUUCACGUGUGUGCCGAUUAUUCAGCAUCGCAUUGACGCUUCUUCGGCGAAUCUAUGAGGAACAAAGACUCUAAGAGAGCUAUUACAUAGCCUUAUUUCUCGCCCGGCGCUUAACAAUUACACAUAUUAACCUCCACCAAUCAAGCAAUUAACCGAAACAACUCGUCGCGAAUCGUCAAAUCGAUCGACAAAUAGCACUACCAGCGCUCAGUGGACGGACGACAAAGCGAGUGAGUGAGGAACAGAAAGAGAAAAUAACAAUAACAAAAUUGAAAUAAAAAACGCCAACCGUGAUCGCUAAAGAGUGGGAAAAAAAACUAAAAGGCCCCAAACAAGAAGAGAGAUUUAUUCAUCGACGUGACUUGACGCUGUGCCCAACAGGUGACGCGUGCAGUGUGCGUGUGUGUGUGACGCCGCCCCUCGUGUGCAGCCAUGGCGACCCGAGAGAUUAACAUCCGGAUACCCAUACCCAACUUCAGCGCCAUCUGUUGCUGGACGGCGGAGAAGACAGAAUCCAUGGCGGCCAUUAGGAAAAAGCUAGUAAUUGUAGGUGAUGGUGCCUGUGGUAAAACAUGUCUCCUCAUAGUAUUCUCCAAAGACCAGUUCCCUGAGGUCUACGUGCCCACAGUAUUUGAGAAUUAUGUAGCAGAUAUUGAAGUUGAUGGAAAACAGGUUGAACUAGCGUUAUGGGACACAGCAGGUCAGGAGGACUAUGACAGAUUGAGGCCACUGUCCUACCCCGACACAGAUGUCAUACUCAUGUGUUUCUCUAUUGAUUCCCCGGACUCGUUAGAAAAUAUUCCAGAAAAAUGGACGCCUGAAGUUAAACACUUCUGUCCAAAUGUUCCUAUUAUCCUUGUUGGAAACAAAAAGGAUCUAAGGAAUGAUGCUCCAACUAUUAAAGAACUAUUGAAAAUGAAGCAGGAGCCGGUAAAGCCUGAAGAAGGUCGUAACAUGGCUGAGAAGAUAAAUGCAUUUGCUUAUCUGGAGUGCUCUGCCAAGACCAAGGAGGGUGUGCGGGAAGUCUUCGAGACAGCAACAAGGGCUGCCUUAGCUGUCAAGAAGAAGAAGAAGCCUAAGUGUACCCUUUUGUAAAGAGUGAUGUUAUUGAGAUGAGAAUGGGAUGAACAAUGCAGUCUGCCCGAGUGCUACCAGGAGGCCAAUAAUCAUACUGGCUCCUUUCCCUUCACCUCCAAGAUUUUUGCUGUAUCUGUUAAUCCUGGGGCCCAUUGUUACCGGAUGAAGUGUAAACUUUAAGUUCCCAGCUCUUUGAAAGAAAAGUGUUUAUGUAGUUUGCCUCCACUUCACAAGUGAAUAUACUAUAGUUACAUGUGGGCUAUACAUACUAAUAGAAUGUGGUGGAGGGGAAGUGGACUGAGGUAAUGGGGAUCAUAACUGCAGACAGGAAUUUCUUUAUGCCAGUGAUGCUAGAGCCCAGCAUAAUGUUUCUUAGUAUUGACUGGGGAGAUGAUUUUGUCCAACUUCCGACGAAGUUGUAGUUCUAGAUAAGUUGAAUAUGGAUUUAUGCUAUGUCAUUUAACCUUGUAGCUCUAUUCUGGAAGGAAAAUCCUUUUGGUUUUACAUAAGUAUCAAAGAGGAAGAGAGGGAAUUGACUAUUUUCAUGUUAAAGUCUGCAUUGUUUGAUUGUUACAAUGUCAGGUGCCCCUUUCUGGGAACAUUUAUAUUUCAGAGGUGGCUUUAAAGCCAGGAUGUUCUUGCUUUUGAGACUAGUAGAUGUUGCCAUGAGCAGAUAUAGUAUAUAUUCUUUAUUCAAAGUAAAGCAUUUGUAUGAUGUAAUGGCUCUGGUUUUGGGCAGGGGCCAGCAAACCUUGACUGCGUUGGACUAAUAAAAUCAUGUCCGAAGGAUAAUACUUUUCAUUGCUAUUGUAUAAUUAUUAUUAUUUGUUAAUAUUAUAAGUUGUUCUUGUAUUCCUAUGUUCCAAUACGUUCAUGUUUUAUUUGCUGUAGUCAAAAAUCCUAUCUGAAAUAUUGCAAUUAUUAGUUUGACACAUGCCUUUUCUCUGUCUAUCUUUUCAUGACUGCAUUACUGAACAUUUUGCUGACUGUACUGUGACCAAGACCAAAUGCCAGUUGUUUUAUGGUUCAUUUGGUAACUAGACUGUUGUAUCUGCAAGUCACAUGGAGUGCAGCAUUUAGACCAGACAACUGCGCAAUUCAUAUAGCAAGAAAGCAAACCACCUUUUUGUCACAUGUAGUUAGAUUUUCUACUUGAAUUUAUUUUAAAUUAAAUAAACUGCUUUCUGUCCGAACAUCUUCCAGUAAAAUGUCAGUUAUUGACCAUUAUUAGAUAAAGUAAACCACUCUCCAAGUCAUAGCAACUUCAGUGUUUCAUAUUCUAAGUGUGAUUUUUUAUAUUGAUUUGUAUGUAUGUACGUACAACUGCUUAAUACAAGUUCUUUAGGAACUUGAAGCUUGAGAGUAUGUACCAGCUCUGAGAGGAACUCUGCUUGGGGGAGUGUCUUCAAGCCACUGAGAAUCCUUGUAAAUCUUGUCUUGUCUUUUAUUUGACGACCCUGAAUCAAGCAUUUAGAAAUUAAUAUUUCAUAAUUAUAUUGAAAUGUAAGGUUCCCUUUCCUAUAAUUUUUUAUUAUUUUUUAAAAUUUCUUUUAGUUUUUCCAUUUUUAUUUUAUAUUUUUACCAAGUGCAAGUACAGGUAUGGUCUUUUUCCUCCCCCCCUGAAGGUUGCUUGUUUCUCAAUUGGGAGAAUAUAUAGGAACUUGAAUGGUCAUUUUUCUCAGUGGCUUCCAGAAGCUCAACCGUAUAUUGCAAAGUGUUAGCUGAACUGCUUUUCAUGUGUAUUUGAGCUAAAGUAUCUUUAAAAAAGGACUAUGUAAGUUUUUUGUGGAAUAGCUCGUACAUUAAACGUACAGCAUUGCACAUCAUGUUCAGUUUACCCUUUUGUAAUAAAUAUGUAUCCUUUUA
Messenger RNA from Penaeus chinensis, 3172 nucleotides. It is a transcript of the gene Rho1, whose product is annotated as ras-like GTP-binding protein Rho1. The record is from RefSeq and is a predicted model, not a curated record. The coding region runs from base 662 to 1324 and encodes 220 amino acids. Gene Ontology annotation, biological process: small GTPase-mediated signal transduction; cell migration. Lineage: Eukaryota; Metazoa; Arthropoda; Malacostraca; Decapoda; Penaeidae. The transcript has 5 exons. Gene Ontology annotation, molecular function: GTP binding; GTPase activity.